Molecule: messenger RNA, 2902 nt
Organism: Labrus bergylta (ballan wrasse)
Lineage: Eukaryota; Metazoa; Chordata; Actinopteri; Labriformes; Labridae
Gene: slc4a11
Product: solute carrier family 4 member 11
Biological process (GO): monoatomic anion transport; transmembrane transport; monoatomic ion homeostasis
Cellular component (GO): basolateral plasma membrane; plasma membrane
Molecular function (GO): solute:inorganic anion antiporter activity
Source: RefSeq, a predicted model, not a curated record
GGCAGGCAGGCAGAGCGGGGCUGAGUCACUGCAUGUGUCUGAGAGGCAGUCAGAAACAGAGCAGAGCCAGGGAGCAGAGGUGAUCUCACACUCAUCAGCACAGGAUAACACAACCAUGAUGGGUUGACUUCGGGGGGUGGGAGAAAGGCGAUUGGAGAGAGGAAGUGUGCGAUCGCCACCACUUGCUCAGCCAUGGAGACCAACAAAGUUCUUCAUUUCGUGCCUUCGGAGGCGCCUCCCUCUGGGAUGUCCAAGAAUGGAUACUUCUUUCAAGAAAUGGAGCAGCGGGAGGUGGAGCAGGAGGAGGGCAGCGAGGGCCGAGAGGAGGGACAGGACUCGCCCAUCGCCUGCGGAGAUGACAUCCACCUCUAUGACAACCAGAUCAGCCCCGGGCCAGAUGCUGACGACUCUGGUUGUGUUUUAUUGAAUACAUCAAGAAAGUAUGUGAAGCUGAUGAACUUUGAGGAGGAAGUUCGGGCUCACAGGGAUCUGGACGGCUUUCUGGCGAGAGCCAGUAUCCUGCUGGAUGAGACGGCUGCCUCUCUGGACGACGUUCUGAAGAGAAUGCUGCACCAUGUGGGCCAGGACAGCCAUGUCUCCGAACCCAGCUGCAACUUCGAGGAGGUGAUGAGCUUGCUUUUCACCGAUGCCGGAGCUCAGGAGGUCAACGACAAGUCUCAAAGUUUCGUUUUCUUUGAUGACGUCCACCUGCUGUCAGAGACGAUCCAGGGAGUGACGGCCACCGCCACCGGGAUCCAGUACCAGCAGUCAUGGCUCUGCAUCCUCUGCAACGUGAAGCAUCUCCAGAGGCGUCACGUGUGCAUCUCCCGCCUGGAGAGGCCGCAGAACUGGGGGGAGAACUGCUGCGAGGUCCGCUAUGUCAUCCUGAUACUGGCCCCACUCAAAAUGAAAAGCACCAAGACAGCGAUGGAGCUCGGCAGGACGUUCGCCACCCUCUUCUCUGACAUUUCCUUCAGGCAGAAGCUGCUGGAGACGAAGACGCAGGAGGAGUUUAAGGAGGCGCUGGUGUUCCAGAGGCACCAGCUGACGGCGACCAACCAGCAGCCCAUCGCUCUGGGGAAGGAAGAGACCGACCCCCGCAGUCACAAACCCCUUCAGUGUAAAGAUUUCUUCAAAGCCGGCCGGGGGAUCUAUGAGGACUUCUGCCGCAGGCUGCCGUUCUACCCCUCUGACUUCACAGAUGGUAUCGUUGGCAGUAAUAAGACUCUGCUGAAGUACAUGACUACUGCCAUCUUCCUCUACAUCGCCAUCCUCCUUCCCGCCAUCGCUUUCGGCUCCCUCAAUGACGAGAGCACACGUGGCGAGAUAGAUGUUCGGAAGACCAUCAUCGGCCAGAGCAUCGGAGGGGUCAUCUACUCGCUGUUCGCCGGCUCUCCUCUGGUCAUCCCUCUGACCACAGCUCCCCUCGCCAUCUUCAUCAGCGUGAUCAGAGGAAUCUGUGACGACUACAACCUGGACUUCCCGGCUUUCUACGCCUGCAUCGGUCUGUGGAACUGCCUCUUCCUCAUCCUCGGAGGUAUCUUCAAUCUCAGCCUGCUCAUGAAGCUCUUCAAAAGGUCGACAGAGGAGGUCAUUGCCCUGUUUAUUUCCAUUGCAUUUGUAGUGGACGCAGUGAAAGGCACCGUCAAAAUCUUUCACAUGUACUACCCUGCAUCGCCGCUGGCCAACAGCAGCGUGGAGAACUUCACUCAAGGCGGAGAUCUCCUCGGGGGAAACAGGAGUGAAACGGCGGCCGCGUUAGCAAUCGACGCGAUCCCUGAAUCCUUAAUCCAGUGCACUCGAGAAAGACCCGUCCUCUGCCUCCUGCUGAUGCUCGGGACGUUGUGGAUGGGCUACACCCUCUACCAGUUCAAAAGGAGUCCGUUCCUGCAUGCCAAAGUGAGGGAGGUGCUGUCGGACUGCGCCCUGCCGAUCUCAGUGCUCCUGUUCUCCUUCAUCGGCUCCUACCUUUUCAGCGACAUCGAGCUUCCAGUUUUUAAAGUUCACGACCGGCCAGUCUUCAACGUGGCUCCGUUUGAGCGUCUGUCUGCGAUGAACGUUCUCAGCGCCAUGGGUCUCGGCUUCCUCCUCGCCCUCCUCAUCUUCAUCGACCAGAACAUUGUGGUCUCGCUGACCAACGCGCCCGAGAACAGGUUGCUGAAGGGCACGGCGUAUCACUGGGACCUGAUGCUCUCCGGGCUCAUUAACAUAUUGAUGUCGGUGAUGGGGUUGCCCUGGAUGCACGCGGCCUUCCCCCACUCCACCCUCCAUGUGCGCCAGCUGGCUUUUGUGGAGCAGCGCGUGGAGGGGGGGCACCUCUACGAGACUAUCGUCCAGGUGAAGGAGACCCGGCUGACGUCUCUGACUGCCAACAUCUUCAUCGGCGUGUCGGUGCUGCUGCUGCCCCUCCCGCUGCAGUGGAUCCCCAAGCCGGUCCUGUACGGCCUCUUCCUCUACAUCGCCCUCACCUCCAUCGACGGGAACCAGAUGUGCGACCGCAUGGCCCUCCUCCUCAAGGAGCAGACGUCUUACCCGCCCACCCACUACAUCCGCAAAGUGCCCCAGAGGAAGAUCCACUACUUCACCUUCCUGCAGAUGAUGCAGCUGCUGGUGCUGUGUACGUUUGGCAUGUACCCGAUACCGUACAUGAAGAUGAUCUUCCCUCUGCUCAUGAUCAUGCUGAUUCCAAUCAGGAACAACGUGCUUCCUCAUAUCAUUGAGGCCAAAUACUUGGACAUAAUGGAUGCCCAACACAUGUAGCUACAGAUGGAGAAAACCUGCACGUUCUGGAACCACACGAGAGAGACGUCCAGAGUUCAACAAACAACAACAACAACAACAACAACAACAACAUAUUUUUCAAUGCAAAACUGUACGGAAGCAACAAAAAAAAAAAAAAAAA